CUCUCCAAUUUGACAAUUCCAAUCGUAAUUUUUUCGGUGUAGAAACAAGGAGAACGAUUCUUACAAGUCUUUUCGAUAUACCUUUUGUGCGGGACAAUGGCAAAGAAAACAUACGAUCUACUCUUCAAGCUGUUGCUGAUCGGUGAUUCGGGCGUUGGAAAAACAUGCAUAUUGUUUCGAUUCUCGGACGAUGCGUUUACGUCAACGUUUAUUUCAACGAUAGGAAUUGACUUCAAAAUAAAAACCGUUGAAUUGCGCGGUAAAAAGAUCAAACUUCAGAUAUGGGACACAGCCGGACAGGAACGUUUCCACACAAUUACAACUUCAUACUAUCGUGGUGCCAUGGGUAUAAUGUUAGUCUACGAUAUAACAAAUGAGAAAAGUUUCGAGAAUAUUGUAAAGUGGUUACGAAAUAUAGACGAGCAUGCAAAUGAAGACGUGGAGAAAAUGAUUCUGGGCAACAAAUGUGACAUGACAGACAAACGUGUUGUGAGCAGAGAGCGUGGCGAAGCUAUAGCCCGUGAACAUGGCAUCCGCUUCAUGGAAACCUCGGCAAAAUCAAAUAUCAAUAUAGAUCGUGCAUUCUGCGAAUUAGCCGAAGCAAUUUUAGAUAAGACAUCAGGUAAAGAAGUGAAUGAGAACUUAGAGCGAGUCGUUGUACAUCGUCAGGGACAAGAGAAGGCACCCGCAUAUUCACGUUGCUGUUCCUAAACAUUACAUUGGAGUCGAUUUAAUACUCAUCACUUUUUUUUAAAUUAUAAGUAGCUUCAACAAUACAAAGCCAACAAACCAAUUAAGUCAGCCAGAAUAAACCAAACCAUAUGAUUCUGGUGUAAAGACAUCAACCGUCAAUAAAUAUCUAAAAAUAUAAAUGAUGGAAAAGUGAUCCUUGAAAUCCCUCCUCGUCAUCUGUAUAAAACUUUUUGUUCCACAUCUGCACGUAACAGUGCAAAAGAAAACAGAAGCAAGGAUAACUCACGUUCUACAUUUUUUACUGAAAAGUGUUUUUAUAAGUCGUCAUCUCUAAAUUUUUCAUGUCAUAAAAUAAAUUUUAAUGAUUUUCAUGUUUUUUAUAAUUAGAAUGGAACAAGCAAAACGUAGUCACAUAUUGUAAUCAUUUUAAUGUUUGUUUAACUAAAUGUAUAUUUAUUUUGCGCAUAGGAACGACUGACAUUACACAAACUCAAAACAAAGAUAAAACACUAGAAAAAUGAAAGCAAUUGUUAAAUAUUUUUUAUAACUGAAACAAAAAAAAAAUGAUUAAGAAGAAAAAAAAACAAUGAAAUAAUCGAAAAGAACCAUUUUCGGAAUGCCAAUACAUGAAAAGCAAAAUUGAACAGUUACAAGCUAUUUAUGAAAGUCCCAAGGCUAAUUAUAUGAUUUCAAUUCAAAGAUAGGUCAGACAUACUAGCUAGAAUAGCAGUUUCGUUUAGUAUUGUAUUAUAGAGGAAAUAACCUGUAGAAAAGUCGAUUGCAAUUACAUAUUUCUGUCCUCCUGUCUUUGGCUCGAACUUUUCUAUAAUCAUAUUCUACUUUGUAUAUUAAAAACAUAAUACCAUUGUUUAUUUGUUUUCUAGUUUACAAUUUAUAUGCGAUUUUAUUAAAACGAAAAGAAAUGAAUCAAAUUUAUAAAUAGUGAAUAACUUUUUAUAUAUUCAAUAAGUAUAAAUGUGAGAGAAAAACAAACACAAAUUGUAAUGUUGUUAUGGUUUAUUUUGUAUGUAGUUAAGUCAACGCUUUUGCUUCGAUCAGCAUAUCAAAUGGAAA
This is a messenger RNA of Hermetia illucens (black soldier fly), 1767 nucleotides long. RefSeq names its product ras-related protein Rab-10 (gene Rab10). The record is from RefSeq and is a predicted model, not a curated record. Gene Ontology annotation, biological process: cellular response to insulin stimulus. Bases 97 to 711 code for a protein of 204 amino acids. The transcript is spliced from 4 exons. Gene Ontology annotation, cellular component: Golgi apparatus; recycling endosome; insulin-responsive compartment. Gene Ontology annotation, molecular function: GTP binding; GTPase activity. NCBI's taxonomy places the organism in Eukaryota, Metazoa, Arthropoda, Insecta, Diptera, Stratiomyidae.